UGGCUGUUGCCGGGGAUGGAGCUAACGGUCCUGGAGGCGGGGGUGACGUUGGACUACAACUCCCAGAGGGCCGUGCGCGGCUGGGCAUUGGCGGCUAGCGGAAGACGGACGGACGGACGGUUGUGGAGCCGCCGCGCCGAUGUGAGGGCAGCCGUCGUUUGCACGGCCAUGUACGGGCUGAGGCGGGGAUGGGUGGCCUGUGGGGCGUGGGCCGCCCGCCUCAGCACGGUGGGCACCCGGUCGGCAGUGAAGGAGCGGCCGGCGGUCCCGGUCCGGGGCGGGGGCAGCGGCAGCGGCAGAGUGCUGGACAUGGGCAGCCUGAACCCGCAGGUCCGCGCCGCCGAGUACGCGGUCCGUGGGCCCAUCGUCAUUAAAGCCGCACAACUAGAGAGAGAGCUGCAACAGGGAACCCAGAAGCCCUUCAGAGAAAUAAUCAAAGCUAAUAUAGGUGAUGCUCAUGCGAUGGGACAGCAGCCAAUCACAUUUCUAAGACAGGUCGUUGCUCUUUGUACUUGUCCUGAACUGAUCGAGAGUCCCGAUUUUCCUGCUGAUGCUAAGGAGAGAGCACAGCGUAUUCUACAGGAUUGUGGAGGUUAUAGUAUAGGUUCCUACAGCGCAAGCCAAGGACUGCGUUGCAUCCGAGAAGAUAUUGCAAAGUAUGUGGAGUUAAGGGAUGGAGGAGUUCCUGCAGAUCCUGAUAAUAUUUACAUUACCACUGGAGCAAGUGAUGGGAUUACUUCUGUAUUGAAGCUUCUUAUGAAUGGCGAAGGCAGAAUGCGAACUGGGGUAAUGAUCCCAAUCCCACAAUAUCCCUUGUACUCUGCGGCCAUCUCGGAGCUGGGUGCUGUCCAAGUCAACUAUUACCUGGAUGAGGACAAUAACUGGGCUCUGAAUAAAAGUGAAUUGAGGCGAAGUCUGGACAAGGCCAGGGAAUAUUGCUUCCCAAAAGUUCUUUGCAUUAUUAACCCAGGAAACCCAACUGGCCAAGUGCAAAGCAAAAAAUGUAUUGAGGAUGUAAUUCGUUUUGCGUAUGAAGAAAAAUUAUUCCUUCUGGCUGAUGAGGUUUACCAGGAAAAUAUAUAUUCAGAAGGUUGUGAAUUCCACUCGUUCAAGAAAGUACUGUAUGAGAUGGGUGCUGAGUACUUCAAUACAGUGGAAUUGGCCUCUUUUCAUUCCACAUCCAAAGGGUAUACAGGAGAAUGUGGACUUAGGGGUGGCUAUAUGGAAGUUGUCAACAUGGACCUUGAGGUUAAGGCUCACUUUGAGAAGUUGCUCUCAGUUCGCCUGUGUCCUCCUGUUCCGGGGCAAGUAGCCAUGGAUGUGGUGGUCAACCCCCCAAUGCCAGGAGAGGAAUCCUACACAACAUUUCAAAUGGAGAAGACGAUAGUGUUGCAAAAUCUUGCUGAGAAAGCCAAGUUAUCGGAGGAAGUCUUGAAUACUAUUUCUGGAAUGCACUGCAACCCUUUGCAAGGGGCAAUGUAUGCAUUUCCAAGAAUUUUUAUUCCUCCCAAUGCUAUCAAAGAAGCACAGACCAGUGGAAUGGCUCCAGAUAUGUUUUACUGCAUGAAACUGUUGGAGGAGACCGGGAUCUGUGUGGUGCCUGGCAGCGGAUUUGGUCAAAAGGAAGGAACUCAUCAUUUCAGAAUGACUAUUCUUCUUCCAAUUGAGAAGCUGAAAGUGCUAUUGCAGAAUGUAAAGGACUUUCACACUAAAUUUCUUCAGAAAUAUGCAUGAACAUCAUUGCUAUAGUUUACUGGAGAAAUCCACAUCGACAUUAACCCAAUCUUCCGUCCCAUCAAAAGAUCAAAUUAAUGUUUACUAAAAUGAAAUGAAGAAACAAUUCCAUCAGCUAUUUGUCAGUUUGGCAUCGCGGAAACUGUUAUUUUGUACAAAUAUGCUGCAUUAUUUUUGAAAACACCUGUUUACAGUGAAACAAUACCGUUUGAACUUUUUUGUACCUUUGGUAAAGUUUUUAUAGAAUAAAUUAAUGUCAUCAUAUCGGGUGCUAACAUGUUGCACAGAUUCAAAACUCUAAUCUCAAAUAGCCAGACAUAUCUCCUGGUUUCAGGUAGUUAGUGACGCCCGAGAUUGUGCCUUGUGUAAUGGAUGCCAUAUUCCAUGUACUGUGGCCAUGCUCAUAAACAGAUUUGUAUACCCCGGCCUUAUGUAUACUAUUGAUUUCUCAGCAAAUUGAGCUACUGAAACCUAUCCGGAUUGACAGACAAUAUAUUAACUUGUAACACAGCCUGGCUCAUGGAUUUUACAAUAAUUGAUAACUUAUGACAAAGGGAAUAAUUUUGUCACUCGCCCAUUAAAGAACGACAUGUUUACAGUUUCAUUGUGCAGUUUGAGGGACAAGUGGCUAUCACGACAGACAUAAAGUGCGGGAGUAACUCAGCGGGUCAGGCAGUGUCCCGGGAGAACAUGGAAAGGUGACAUUUCGGAUUGGGCCCCCUCAUUCUGAAGAAGUCUCACGAUCUGAAAUGUCAGCUAUUCACGUUCUCCAGGGAUGCUGCCUGACCCGCUGAGAUAGGCCAGCAUACUGUGUCUUUGUUUUGUAAACUGGCAUCUACAGUUCUUUAUUUCUACUAGUUAUAACUACAGCUUGCUUUUAUAAAUUACGUAAUUCUGAAUUUAAUUUUAUUUUCUAUUCAUGGCCUUCCACAAAUUCAGAAGAACAAAAUAAAGAUUGCAUUUUCUUGCAG
Molecule: messenger RNA, 2705 nt
Organism: Leucoraja erinaceus (little skate)
Lineage: Eukaryota; Metazoa; Chordata; Chondrichthyes; Rajiformes; Rajidae
Gene: gpt2
Product: glutamic pyruvate transaminase (alanine aminotransferase) 2
Biological process (GO): biosynthetic process
Molecular function (GO): L-alanine:2-oxoglutarate transaminase activity; pyridoxal phosphate binding
Source: RefSeq, a predicted model, not a curated record